AUGGACGAGAGGACUCCUCUGGUAUCUGCUGUCCCGGAUACUCGUGUAGGGCCUUCUGCCACCCGACCGGCCAUCGAGAAGGCAAUUACAAGCGAUGGUGAAUCUCAGGCUACUGUGAAUUGUCAAGUAUGCCGGCAAGUUAUAACGUUUUCCCCUCGUGAGAGGCAAAUGGUUGUUCGAUGUCCUCACUGCUCUGAAGCUACGCCCAUCAAAGGUCCACCUACAGGGAAGCAAUAUGUAAGAUGUCCGUGUAACUGUCUACUGGUGUGCAAUGAGUCCACAAGCAAGGUUGGGUGUCCUCGUCCAGAAUGUCAAAAAGUCAUCGUUCUUCGUGAGGAGGAUGGUAGUGGUAAUCGAGGUUUACAUGUCCAAGGUACACAUGGAACAUUUGGUAUCCCACCAAGUCUGCGUUUAACUUGUGGAAGUUGCAAUUUCCCAUUUUCUAUACCAUCCCCUGAAACCUUGCCUGGUCGUACAAAUGCAGUAAUUGCAAUCUUGUCUGGUAGAAAUGCAUCUGAGGCAGCCGGUCUGAUAAAAGCAAAAUGUCCACAUUGUCACAAAGUCACGUCUGUCGGCCCAGCCUACGCUCGUUCACGUUGGGUCACCUUUACUAUUUUCACUGUAAUCGCCUUGAUUAUAGCAAUCAGCGUAACUGCCGGGACCGCCGAAGCAGCAAAAUCAAAUAGUGCAUUAUAUUUCCUUUGGUCGGUUCUCUAUCUGAUCGCUCUAGCUCUGUUUGUAAGAGCCGUGGUGUAUAUGAUCAUGCCGGUCAGUUCAGUAGAAGUGCCUACUUUACAAAUUUAA
This is a messenger RNA of Trichobilharzia regenti, 804 nucleotides long. The record is from the annotation of a GenBank genome assembly. Lineage: Eukaryota; Metazoa; Platyhelminthes; Trematoda; Strigeidida; Schistosomatidae.